This is a messenger RNA of Prunus mume (Japanese apricot), 768 nucleotides long. The record is from RefSeq and is a predicted model, not a curated record. NCBI's taxonomy places the organism in Eukaryota, Viridiplantae, Streptophyta, Magnoliopsida, Rosales, Rosaceae.
UACAUGCGGAUUUUGUCCAGGUGAUAUGUUCACUGAAGAACAGAAUGAGUUGGUUGAAUCAGCAGCCGAGAUGCUAUAUGGUCUUAUUCAUGUUCGAUACAUACUGACUACUAAAGGAAUGUCUGCAAUGUUGGAGAAGUACAAAAACUAUGACUUUGGACGAUGCCCAAGAGUUUACUGCUGUGGACAACCCUGCCUUCCAGUUGGUCAAUCAGACAUUCCUCGUUCAAGCACUGUAAAGAUAUACUGCCCCAAAUGCGAGGAUAUAUAUUACCCUCGAUCCAAGUACCAAGGCAAUAUUGAUGGGGCUUAUUUUGGAACCACAUUUCCACACCUAUUCUUAAUGACAUAUGGGCACCUUAAGCCACAAAAGGCGACGCAGAGUUAUGUUCCAAGAGUUUUUGGCUUCAAGCUCCACAAGCCGUAACCACAAUGCAAACGGCUAAACUUGUGAUGAGAUCUUGUAUUGACCAGCCUCGGAUUUUUGUGAUGCCUCAUGACUCCAUUGGUGAAUGGAUUGGCUGUAAAAAGUGAGGUAAAAUGCAGUAGCUCAGAAAGUACUACGGGUGAUCUACCAUUGGAAAUGUUUAAAGUGCAAAUUGGCGUAUUAGCAGAGCAAAUCUGUCUUUGAAUUUUAAUCUUGAGAUUAACAGAGCGCUUGUAAGAUGAUUUCAUUUUCUUUAUUGAGAUUAAUGUGCUUUUCAUUUUCAGUUCCUGUUUAUCAUUCCUUUUACUAUGAUAAAUCAUGCUCCGAUCUUUAUGCCCCUU